AAUAAACCGGAACAAUGUAUUGGUGUAUCUAUGGCUGGUAUGAUCAAAAUUUGGUCGCUUGUGGAGUUAGAAAAGAAGGACCUUGCUACCCCUUUAUAUGAGGAUGAAUCAAAGCGAUUGGAACUUAGGGAUGUGAAGGCAGUUUCAUUCAACCCAAUAAAUGAUAAGAUUCUUCUUGUGCUGCUUGAUCUUGAUGACUUGUCCGCUUUCAUCAUCCAUGAAUGCCCUACGAGAGCUGUGAAUGGCAAAAUAUUGAACAUCGAUAAGGUAGCCAUAGCCUUUACAGAUCAAACCUAUGCGCAGCCCAAAUACUUCACUUCUAGCAAACUAGAAGGUCCCCAGGUUCGUCAGGAAUUUGGCGUCAACCCCAAAAAUUUUCUGGGCAUGGCGAAUCCAUUUGAAUUUGCAAUGCUGGAUACAUCUCAUGCAAAUCCGCGUUCGGUAGGUGACGAUUUACAUUGGACAAUGCAAUACAAUCUCUAG
Molecule: messenger RNA, 483 nt
Organism: Strongylus vulgaris
Lineage: Eukaryota; Metazoa; Nematoda; Chromadorea; Rhabditida; Strongylidae
Source: the annotation of a GenBank genome assembly